AUGCCUGACGAUAAAUUACAAAUGGCCAAGGAUAUUGGUGUUUCCGUUGCAGGAUCAAUGGGUGGUAACAAGGUUGCUGAUGCUCUUCACCUUGGUGGUGCAGGCCACAUUGCUGGAGGAAUUGCUGGAAGUAUGGCUGCCAAUGAUGCCGAACACAAGCUUGAAGACAAGAAAUAA
[Candida] anglica is the source of this 177-nucleotide messenger RNA. NCBI's taxonomy places the organism in Eukaryota, Fungi, Ascomycota, Pichiomycetes, Serinales, Debaryomycetaceae. The record is from the annotation of a GenBank genome assembly.